Molecule: messenger RNA, 1554 nt
Organism: Xiphophorus hellerii (green swordtail)
Lineage: Eukaryota; Metazoa; Chordata; Actinopteri; Cyprinodontiformes; Poeciliidae
Gene: mmd2a
Product: monocyte to macrophage differentiation-associated 2a
Exons: 7
Coding region: 435-1154 (239 amino acids)
Cellular component (GO): membrane
Molecular function (GO): pore-forming activity
Source: RefSeq, a predicted model, not a curated record
GCAGCGAGGAGGAGCUGUUCGCCGCUGAUGCGUUAUCACCAGGAGAGGGGAAAGAGGAGGGGAGGGCUUACAAGCCCAGUCCCGCGGAACAUCCUGCAAACAAGUCCGGGAGUCGAAACCAAACUCCGCUCAGUGUUCCCCCCCCCCCCCCCCCCCCCCCCCCCCCCCCCCACCUCCUCCCUCCGUGCUCGUGUCGUGAUGCCGCUCCGUGGGGAGGAAGUCUCGGCGCUCCAGCUAUAGUUGGCCCACUCUGCAGGUCGCUUUUGCCCUGCUGGACAUAUGAGUGAGCGCCGUUUUAUUGUUUUCAUCUCCGAAAGCACGGCGGUGGGACAUCCGGCAUGGAGAGUCCGUAGGAGGAGGAGGAGACCACGGUCGCUACUGGGUUGGUGAAGAGAGCGCGAGCGCACCGACGCACGCGCUUUUCUGCGCUCGAGAUGGACUUCAAGAAGACCAAAUUUGGAAGGUACAUGAACUGCAGGGUGCCGACCAACAAGCGAUACCAGCCCACAGAGUACGAGCACGCAGCCAACUGUAUCACACACGCGUUUUGGAUUCUUCCCAGCAUGGUAGGCGGGUCUGCGCUUUACUUCCUGUCUGUGGACAAAUGGCACCGGGUCGCCGCCUUGCUCUAUGGGAGCGGUCUCACUGGCCUCUUCCUCACCUCGACGCUCUUCCACACGGCCGCCUGGAAGAUCAGCCAUCUCCGGAAGGUGGAGGAACGUUUCCACAUGUGUGACCGGAUGGCCAUCUACUUCUUCAUCGCUGCCUCCUAUUCUCCCUGGUUGAUGCUGAGGGAGCUGGGACCCUGGACGUACCACAUGCGCUGGCUGAUCUGGGUCAUGGCUUGCGUUGGGUCCACGUACGUCUUUUUUUUCCACGAGAGGUACAAACUGGGAGAGUUGCUGGGAUAUGUGACAAUGGGGGCUGUUCCUGCGUUGGUCAUUCUGUCCAUGGUGGACAGCGCAGGUGUGUGCGAGCUGGCUCUGGGAGGCGUCUUCUAUGUGGUGGGCGUGGCCUUCUUCAAGAGCGAUGGGCUCGUCCCAUUCGCCCACGCCAUAUGGCAUCUUUUCGUUGCGGUCGGAGCGGGCGUUCAUUACUACGCCAUCUGGAGGUACCUGUACGUGGCGGGACCACAGCCGCAGACGUCCAGGUGACGGACAGCUUUUCAGCCUAUCUCAUCGGAGAAUAAAUACUGAAAGCUGCCGAUUCGAAACCCGAAGGCGGCUACUGAUGGUUGCACUUAAAUGGACUGAAGGGUUUCAUCUUGGGUUGGUGCUGAUGAUUAAACUCUCAGUUUUAGGGACGAAACACCUGGUCAAAGCCAGUACAGUAGGAUAAAUGGAGCAUUUUCUAGUAUAUUAUUGUGUUUCUGCUGUUAAAGAGCUGACUAAGAGCAUUAUCUGUAUUAAGUUUUCAUUUGUUUCUCCAGCUUAAGGACUGGUAAACCUCACCCAUGUGUGUGCCUAAAUAGAGAACUGUGCAAAAGUUUUAAGCACUUUAUGUGUUUUUGAUUCUGAAGCCUACAUUUUUUAAGCAAUAACUUAUAUCAUUGCU